Molecule: messenger RNA, 1095 nt
Organism: Argiope bruennichi
Lineage: Eukaryota; Metazoa; Arthropoda; Arachnida; Araneae; Araneidae
Product: juvenile hormone acid O-methyltransferase-like
Exons: 5
Coding region: 149-970 (273 amino acids)
Molecular function (GO): S-adenosylmethionine-dependent methyltransferase activity
Source: RefSeq, a predicted model, not a curated record
GUCCAAAAUUAUUCCAUUAAUUUUUCUAUGCUCGUGUGUAUCAAAGUUAACUGUUGGUAAUUAUUAUCUUUAAAUAUUUUGUUGUGCUUGGUGAACAUUUUACACUAUUUUAACCUUUUAUAGUGUUGUAGAUAGAACAAACAAUAGCAUGGCCGCUGUAGAGCCGCAAGUGUCUUAUGUAUCUACAGAUAUUACAGGAUUCUUGGAGAUGGUCAUAUCAAAACUCGGAUGGAGUGAUCUCUCUGAUGACAUCGUCAUGGAUGUUGGUUGCGGUAAUCCAAAAAUAAAAUUAGCAAAUCUUCUUGUCAACUUUUUUCCGAACGUCAAACAAGUGAUAUGCAUAGAUAAGAAUUUAAUGAUGAUCCAUUACUUGAAAAUCAGCAAAAGACCAUCAAGCAUUGUCUAUCAGUGCGCUGAUAUCGAAAACAGGUCUUCUCUAAUCAAAUGGGAAGGACAAAUUGCCAAGGUCAUUUCAACUCAUUGCUUCCACAUGCUGCACGAUCAGAGGGCUGGCUUCCAAAAUGUUUAUAAUUUACUAAAACCAGGUGGAGAGGCCGCCAUUCUUUUUUGUGUGCAAUCUGGUUACGUUGGUUGGCACUGUGAGCUUAGAGAUGAUACAAAGUGGAACAAAUAUUAUAAUGGCAAUGCGCCUGAAAUUCCUUCAACUCAGUUAACGAAUAUAGACGAUUCUUAUUACACAGCCAUGCUAGAAGAAAUUGGAUUCCGAAUAAUUCUCUGUGAGAAAGAUAGAAUUGGUGUUCCUUUCGAAUCAGAAAAAGCUUGGAAAGAUAUGACUUUCAAAUUAGCCCUUUCGUCAUUCGAUAUUCCUGAAGACUUGCAAGAAGAGUUUAAAAAGCACUUGUUCGAAGCUUUCUUGAAACAUAACUGCAGAACUGAUAACGGUUUACCUUGCCAAUCUUCUUAUUUUCUCACAGCUCUUCUACGAAAACCCGAUGUUAUGAAUAAUUGAUUGCAACGGAAGAAAGAAGUGUGGCGCUGAUGGAUUUCCUUUAUUGGAUAUAUCAAAUUAAAUCCGUUGGUAGAAUGGAAUAUAAUUUUUUUUUAUAUCUAGAAAGUGAUUUUAUUCAUUUUGAA